Messenger RNA from Tarenaya hassleriana, 1229 nucleotides. Its product is annotated as protein VTE6, chloroplastic. Gene Ontology annotation, cellular component: chloroplast inner membrane. The record is from RefSeq and is a predicted model, not a curated record. Bases 51 to 1061 code for a protein of 336 amino acids. NCBI's taxonomy places the organism in Eukaryota, Viridiplantae, Streptophyta, Magnoliopsida, Brassicales, Cleomaceae. The transcript is spliced from 5 exons.
CAUUUCUCUUGGAGAAGGAAAAUCUUCAGAAGCAAGCCAAGUAGACAAUCAUGGCGUUGAUAUCGUCCACUCUUCUUCGCAUAAAUCUUAGUCCAAUUUUACCCCUGAGAUUCCCGAAAUUCACGGGGGUUUCUUCUUCUUCUCAAUCUCUCAAUUCUUCCAGAUUCGGAAGCUCUAAAUUCAAACCUCUUUCCGUCGGUGCCAACGGAAUGUUUCCGGCGAGCAGAGCCGACGGUGGUUCUGCGGCAGCGGUUUCGUCGUUGCAGGGGGCAGUGACGGAGGCGAUGAACCUGAUCCAAGCGGCGCCUCCGACAUGGAAGUCGGCAGUGGUCAACAACUUAUUGAUCUUUGUUCUCGGGUCUCCGAUCCUCGUCACCGGAUUGUCCGCAUCGGGAAUCGCUGCCGCUUUCUUGCUCGGCACUCUAACUUGGCGGGCUUUUGGCUCCCCUGGCUUCCUCUUAGUCGCCGCGUACUUCGUUAUUGGAACAGCGGCAACAAAGGUUAAAAUGUCCCAAAAAGAGGCACAAGGUGUGGCUGAAAAGAGAAAAGGUAGAAGAGGACCGGGCAGUGUGAUUGGUUCAAGUGCUGCUGGUUGUGUAUGUGCUUUUCUGUCGAUAUAUCAGGUAGGAGGUGCCGCCGUUUCUCAGCUCCUCCAGCUUGGUUUUGUCUCCAGUUUCUGCACUAAGGUGUCUGAUACCGUGUCCAGCGAGAUAGGGAAGGCUUAUGGCAAAACAACGUACUUGGCCACAACAUUUAAGGUUGUACCUAGAGGAACAGAAGGAGCUGUAAGUGUUGAAGGAACAUUGGCUGGACUUAUUGCAUCACUUCUCCUAGCCUCUAUUGGUUGUUUCCUGGGUCAGAUAACUCCUCCAGAGGUGGGAGUGUGCGUACUAGCUUCCCAGAUUGCUAAUUUUGGGGAGAGCAUAAUAGGCGCCACUCUUCAGGAUAAAAAGGGAUUCAAAUGGCUCAACAAUGAUCUGGUAAACGUGAUCAACAUAAGCUUGGGAAGCAUUGUUGCCAUCUCGAUGCAACAAUUUUUACUCCAUAACUGGAUCAAGUAACCCCCCCCCCCCUCCCCCACCUGCUAUGAUCUGGUAAAGUUUUUUGUUUAAAAAAUCUUUUUUAUUUUGUUGUUCUAGUAUGUUCUGUUAUAAAUGCUAACGUUGUUCACAUUUGUCUAGCAAUAUAUAGAAGAGGGCAUUCAGUCAUAUAAUAGUAAUCCAUUCCUC